This is a messenger RNA of Carassius carassius (crucian carp), 1282 nucleotides long. Its product is annotated as splicing factor 3A subunit 2-like. The transcript is spliced from 7 exons. NCBI's taxonomy places the organism in Eukaryota, Metazoa, Chordata, Actinopteri, Cypriniformes, Cyprinidae. Gene Ontology annotation, molecular function: zinc ion binding; nucleic acid binding. Bases 17 to 880 code for a protein of 287 amino acids. Gene Ontology annotation, biological process: spliceosomal complex assembly. The record is from RefSeq and is a predicted model, not a curated record. Gene Ontology annotation, cellular component: U2-type prespliceosome; U2 snRNP; catalytic step 2 spliceosome.
GAACCGGGAUCUCAUCAUGGAUUUCCAGCACAGAGCCGGAGGGAAAACCGGCAGCGGCGGCGUCGCCUCGUCGUCCGAAAGCAACCGAGACCGGCGUGAACGCCUGCGACAGCUGGCCUUAGAGACCAUAGACAUCAACAAAGACCCGUACUUCAUGAAGAACCACCUGGGCUCCUACGAGUGUAAACUGUGUCUCACGCUGCACAACAACGAGGGAAGUUACCUCGCUCACACGCAAGGCAAAAAGCAUCAGACCAACUUAGCAAGACGAGCUGCGAAAGAGGCGAAGGAAGCGCCAGCUCAACCUGCUCCAGAGAAAGUCAAGGUUGAAGUGAAGAAGUUUGUGAAAAUCGGGAGACCGGGUUAUAAAGUAACGAAACAAAGAGAUCCAGAGUGUGGACAGCAGAGUCUGCUUUUCCAGAUUGAUUACCCAGAGAUAGCAGAAGGUAUCGGGCCGAGGCAUCGCUUCAUGUCGGCGUAUGAGCAGAGGAUCGAGCCUCCAGACCGUCGCUGGCAGUAUCUGCUGUUCGCAGCCGAGCCGUACGAAACCAUCGCCUUCAAGGUUCCCAGUCGUGAGAUCGAUAAGGGAGAGACUCGUUUUUGGACACACUGGAACAGGGAAACGAAACAAUUUUUCCUGCAGUUUCACUUUAAGAUGGAGAAGUCUCUGGCUGCUCCUCCGGGUCAGACGCCGUCGCUCGGUGUGAAGCGUCCACCUUCCAUCAUCUCUGGACUCGGUCUGCAUCCACACAGUGACUCCAUGCCGCCCCCCCCAGGAGGAAUACAUGGCAUGCCCCCCGGAGCCCACAUGCCCCCACACAUGCCCCCCCCAGGAGCCCUGCCUCCUCACAUGAGGCCCCCGCUGCCCCGCGACCUCUGAGUGACGCUCUGCUUGAAGCUUUUAUAUAUAAUGCAUUAAUAAACCAUUUCACCUUAUAAUGCAUGUAUAUGACCUCAUGAAUAAUUGCAACCACAGUUAUAAUACUUUUCUAUUCAUUUAUUACAACUUUAGAAAGUGUAAUGCAUUAAAACACAAACAGACCUUCAAAUAUUGUAAUGCAUUUGAACUACGGUUGCAAUUGUUUAUGAUAAAUAUAAUGCAUCAUGAAUAUUUUUAUAAUGCAUUAUAUGUGAAGGCUUCAAGUGUUAACAAUUGAUCUUUCUAGACAUAUAUUGACGUUAAUUUAGUUUUCAUGAGCUGAAAGUCUCUGAAUAUGUACUGAUUUGACAGUUCUGUUUUUAUGCUUUUUUUAUUAUUAAAACCUUUAAAGUUGACAUGAAA